This is a messenger RNA of Dentiscutata heterogama, 404 nucleotides long. Lineage: Eukaryota; Fungi; Glomeromycota; Glomeromycetes; Diversisporales; Gigasporaceae. The record is from the annotation of a GenBank genome assembly.
AUGUAUAAUCUCCUUCAACGUGCUAAUGCGAUAUUCGCAUUUGCAAUGACAGUCACAUUUGGCGUCCUCGGUGCAAUAGCGAUAGUGACGCCAUUUUUACCCUCUUCACCUUCAGCUCAAAUUAAUGUUAAAGAUAUACAAGUUAUUUCGUAUGACUAUAUGGGUCGAGGCGAUAGCGAGUUUGCAUUUGUGAAAUUGAAUCUUGAUGCAGACUUAACCUCUCUAUUCAAUUGGAAUACGAAACAAUUAUUUGUUUCCGUUGUGGCAGAAUAUGAAACUAAUUCGCACGAUAUUAACCAAGUGGUUUUGUGGGAUUCGAUCAUUCAGUCAAAAGAAGAGGCACUCAUCAAAGUCUCAGAUUUACAUAAUGAAUAUAACUUUGUAGAUAUCACAACGAGCUUCCG